Prunus armeniaca (apricot) is the source of this 198-nucleotide messenger RNA. NCBI's taxonomy places the organism in Eukaryota, Viridiplantae, Streptophyta, Magnoliopsida, Rosales, Rosaceae. The record is from the annotation of a GenBank genome assembly.
AUGAUUGUGGAUGAUGAGUAUGAAUAUAUUGAAGAGGAAUCUGAUGAUGAGGAUACGUAUCCACAACAAUCCAAGAGGGCCACAGCAAGACAAUAUGAGCUGGAGGCAAGCAUUACAUACCAGUACCACCAAGAUAGGCAGACUUUCUGUGAUUACAUGAUUCGUCAUAAUAUAGUUCGAUCUCUACAUGUGCAUUAG